Molecule: messenger RNA, 3630 nt
Organism: Dicrocoelium dendriticum
Lineage: Eukaryota; Metazoa; Platyhelminthes; Trematoda; Plagiorchiida; Dicrocoeliidae
Source: the annotation of a GenBank genome assembly
GGGAUGCAGAGCGGAUAUAUGCAAAUAAGCGAUAUUGUUUUGCGGAAACGCUAGGAAUCCAGUAGGGAAUGUUACUUAUGCAAGGGCCUUGAGGACAAGAUAAAAAUUAGCCUACUGUCAGAAGGCAUCAGUGUACCAUUUUCAGUGGAUAUUGAGUCACACAUGCUACUAUGAACCUAGAAUUCAGUAUUUUUAAGCCUAUAAGUGGCUUCAAACUUUAUAUCAAGGUUGUAUGAGGUAGGUCAACCUGAAUAUUACAGAAGACGUUAAGGAUUUUACUGCCUGUACUGUGAGUGCUGCGCGGUAACUCGGUUUUUUGGCGUGCCAUACUGAUCGAGAUUUUUAGUUGAAAUAACGUGGAAAACAGUGUUUGAAUAAACACUUGGAACGAAAUUUGGCUUUUGUCAAAUUUCAUCUGAUCCAAGAUAUCUUGGGUCGACUAAAGUGGUACUGGCCAAAGCGUCUUUCUGACGCUUACUGGUAAUUUUGCGGUUGUUCUCUUUUUAAUCCCGUUUUACACCCUGUUUUGCCUUUUUAUUGCGGUAGUUUUACGGUUGUAUACGUGUUUUUAAAUUCUGCAUUGUUUUCCACUUCAAUAUGGUCGUCUCGCGAAAAACCAUCAUCAUCAUCAUCAUGGGGAGAGAUGGUGAGGCGCUGCGGAUGUGCUGAUGUUGUUGCCUUGACAGAGACAUGGCUUUCUCCGAGCGACAUGGUUAGCGACCUGCUGGUAGAUUUCGUGAGUUACCGAGUAGAUAGGCCUGAUCACCACACUGGCGGGGGAGCACUAUUGCUUAUAAAGCGCCAGUAUAGUCAUUGGGAGGCUCCGUUUAUGAUGAGUAAUACGAACGUUCAGGUGGUGUCUUGUUACUUAAGGAUGAUGGGCAGGUUGGAGAUCUUUAUAUGUGUCUACCGCAGUCCAUCGUCCACACGAGAGGAGGACAAAGAGCUCGGUGCACUAUUGAGGCGCGCAGUGGUUGCUGCGCCUAAUUUCCUAAUAGUUGGUGAUCUAAACCUCCCUCAUGCGGAUUGGCAAGGCACCGCAAACAGAGCGGAUACAUUGGAACAGGAACUGGUUGACUGGAUGCAUGAGAAUGCACUUGAACAAUACAUCAAUAUACCGACCAGGAGCCGAAUCGGGAGUGCCCCCUCCACGUUGGAUGUUGCCAUCACCAAACACGGUCGUUUCGCAGAGCUACAAGUGGAAGCACCUUUAGGUAGGAGUGAUCACUGCGUCCUCACUUUCUGCCUAAAUACCUUGAAGCCUGCACGACAUCCUCGCCUCGUGAGAAAUUUCAGCCGCAUCGACCAUAUGAAAUUGAGGGAUAGAGCCCUCCAGGUCAAUUGGAUCCCUGACCAGGAACAAGCAUCUUUGGAACAAAGGUGGUCUGUGCUUAAAACUGGUUUAGUACAACUAUUGAAUGAGUUUGCUCCUCUUCGUCCUGCGAGACAUUUCAGCAGGCCUCGAUGGUGGAGGAGGAGAAUUGAUAGAGCUCUAAAGAGACGAAAUGAGAAGUGGAAAAAAUUCACUGAGGCCAGGGGCUUUCGACGAUGGCUACAGUACACAAAAAGCCGGAAUACGGCUAUCAAGAUGCAACGGCAGGCUAAAUACUCUUAUGAGCUUCGGCUGGCUCGGUAUGCGAAAACAAAUCCAAAGUGUUACUACGGCUAUGUUCAGUCUAAAGCCUCCCUAAGAGAGGACGUUGGGUGUCUAAAUAUGGAAGAUGGCAGCCAGGCUGUGGAAGCCAGAGAUAAAGCUGAAAUGCUGCUAAGAGUCUUUCAGAAUCUGCAUAGGAGGGACAAUGGAUGUGCUGCACCAUCACAGCCACACUGUGUCAGCAGUUAUAUAAUGCAGGACAUCGUGCUGACUGCGCAAGAGGUCUUUACUGUGAUGACUAACUUGAAUCCCUUCAAAUCAGCCGGUCCUGACGAUGUACAUCCGGCAAUAGUCAAGCCACUAGCUGACAUCCUUCAACAUCCUGUUCUGGAGCUGUUCAACUUGUCGCUCCAGGAAUGCAAGUUGCCACGAGACUGGAAGGAAGCAGCCAUAGUUGCAAUUCACAAGGGUGGCUCCAAAUCGGAGCCCCUUAACUACAGACCCAUCAGUCUAACCUGUGUUCUGCUCAAGUGUUUAGAGAAGCUUAUAAGAAACCGGAUUUGUGAGCAUUUGGCGGAACACAGUCUACUUAGAGCAGAGCAGCAUGGUUUCAUUAAAAAGAAGUCGUGCCUCACUAAUCUACUGUGCUUCCUCGAUGAGAUUACUCGAUGUCUUGACUACGGGAUUCCGGUAGAGGUCUGCUAUCUUGACUUUAGCAAGGCUUUCGACUCAGUAAAUCACCGUUUCCUACUUGAAAAAUUAGCAUGGUUCGGAGUACAUCCUAGACUUCUGUCUUGGGUGUCAGAAUUCUUAUGUGGGAGAACGUUUCGAGUUAGAAUCGGUGAUGUGAGUUCUAGUGUGGGCGUGGCCUACAGUGGAGUACCCCAAGGAUCGGUGCUAGGUCCACUUUUGUUUCUUAUGUUUAUAAACGACUUGGCUCCUCUUAUUGAAGACCCCUGUUACAUCUUUGCAGAUGACUUGAAGCUAGUCAGCAGGGGCAACCGUGCAACACUGGCCAAGGAUAUCAUCAGUGUGGCAAACUGGUCGAAGCAAUGGGACUUGCCCUUGAAUGCAAGCAAGUGCCAAAUUCUGACCACUAGUAGAGACGUACUUGCAGUUCAGACUUCCUUUGGUCCCUUCCCCUUACAAUGCACUACCCAGGCACGCGAUUUAGGAGUCAUCAUGACGAGCAGCUUCAAGCCUUCGAUGCAAUGUCGAUACGCCGCCAACAAAGCGCGACGAGAAUUGUUUCGCCUCAGGAGGGCUCUGUGUAAUACCAAGCCAGAAGUGUUCCUGCCACUAUACAAAGCAGUGGUUAGGCCACACUUAGAGUAUUGUGUUCAAGCUUGGUCGCCCUAUCUCCGUGAUGAUGUUCUUUGCCUGGAGAAGAUUCAAAGACUAGCAACCAGGAUGGUUGAAGGUCAACGGGGGAAGCCGUAUGAAGAUCGCCUAAAGAGCCUGGGGUUGUUUUCCCUUGAACGGCGUAGACUGAGAGGCGAUCUGAUAGAAACAUUUAAGAUCAUGAAGGGCUUCAGUGCCAUCGUGCCCUCUGAUUUAUUUGAGCUGGCUGAUUCUGAACGCUUGCGUGGACAUCGCUUGAAGCUCAAACAACAGAGAGCUAGACUGAACGUCAGGGCUAAGUUCUUCUCAAAUCGUGUAGUGCGCAACUGGAAUAAGUUGCCUUCGGAACUAAUGGAUUGUGAGACUGUGGUUGCCUUCAAAGCAGGCCUAGACAGGUGCUGGCCGCGUAUUUUUCCGGAAUUAAUAUAAUCCUAUCCAAUUUAUUCGCAUUGUUAUCCGAUGUUGAUCCUUGUAAAAGCAAAGAUUGCUCUCGCUUUUGCUUCAUUUCUUUUUGCAGAGGCAAGGAGAGGCGAUCAAAAGUCGAAGUGCCGGGGGCUCUGGUUCGCUUACCGGUACAAGAAGCUGGACGCUCGUUAGGCGGAAGCCUGUAUCGUCCACGGAUUUUGACCUGACCUGACCUGAUCAUUACACGUUAGCUGGAGGUGGAAUACACCUCAGCUAUUGUGCCGCAAUAC